GGGAAAACGAAUAAAUACAACAAGACUCACGCAAUCUGGGAUUACUCUCGCACCAAUAAUUGAAGCGACUGGUAGACUCACAACACACGAUCCUCAUGCACCUCUCAACUUAUCUAUUGCUGGUCGGAGCUGCUGUGCUCGUGACACAAUUAAGCGGGACAGACUCGUACGCGAUUAAAAGUAAGCAAGUGGAAGAUCACGACUCGACCGAGACCUCGGCCGACAACGAGCACGUCGACGCUGCUCUCAACCGAACCUUGUCAUCAGAGGAUUCGGUCCAAGAAGAAGAAGAAGAUGGCGUCGAAGAUUCAUCGGAGGAAAAAGCGAACAAAGUCGAGAAGCGAAGUGCCCAGUUUGCCAGGAAUUCCGACGAAUUUGAUAAUUUCUCGUUGGAGAACGACAACAGGCGACGGCCAGUUGUUGGCCCAGCCCAGCCAGCCAACGUCCGCAAUCCCGUUUUGAGGAACUCGGACGAGCGGAUCGACGCUUCCGACGAAUUGCGGUCCGUUUUAGCUUCGCGCGUCCGGCCAAAUGUCCCAACUCAAACGGCAUUCACCAAUUCAGACCGACUGCCGUUGGUACCGUUGAGCUUCCGAAAUCUGCCGAGGCAGCAGCAACCGGAUGACGAUUUCGACGAUGACAUUUCCAUCGAAAUCAGAAAUCGAGUCGCAGUCACGCAGCCAGUCAUCCAGUCUCAGCGAGUUGUUGCAACUUCAACCGCGACAGCCGGCCGACUCCCAUCAGCAGCUCCAACUGGUCUGAGAAAUCCGAUUUUGGUGAGGCAGCAAUCGGAUGACGAUUUCGACGAUGUUUCUUUGGAGAUUGUCCGCCAAGUUGCGCCCACACCUGUCCGGCAGGUGGUCCCCACCACCCAAACGGCCCUGCCUAAUCGACUCCCGGUACCCAUGGGUUUCAGAACUCAACUGGUCAGGGAAUCUGACGGCGAUUUGUCACUGGAAGUUGUCAGAGUGACACCCAACCAGCCGACAGUUCCAUCGCCAAAUAAUAACCAAGCCGCUAACAACAUCCGCACGGCCGUUUUCAGCCAGUCGGACGAACGUGAUGACGUUUCGGUCGAAAUAUUUGGCAGCCUUCUCAAUCGGAAUGCUGGCCAACUCCUCCAGACGGCACCUCCUGCUGCCCAGCAAACGUCAGCCAUUCGUCCUAUCCAACAAGCCAACAACCGACAACAACCCAUUCAAACUUUCAACCAAGUCAACAUCGUUUCGGCUCGCCCAGUCACUGCCAGGCCUCAAGUCCAGCCACCGGCCACAACUCCCACUCAACUGGCAGUCGCAUCUUCCUCGAACCGGUUGCCAUUGGUACCCAUGGGCUUCAGGAAUACAAUUUUGGUGAGGCAGUCAGACGAUUUCGAUGACGACAUUUCCCUCGAAAUCAUCAGGGAUCGAGUAGCACCAGCUACAUCAGUGGUCCAGCAAGUUGUUGCAACCCAAACAGCAACCUCCGACCGACUGCCCGUACCGAUGAGCUUCCGAAAUCCAAUUUUGAGACAAUCAGACGAAUUUGACGACGUUUCUAUCGAGAUCAGAGAUCGUAAUGUUUUCACCGCACCCCAACAGGUUAACCGGCCAGCAGCCAACAGCCCAGCUGGAACGCCCAUCAAUGCCAACAGACCGGAAUUUGUCGUCACUCAAGAUGCUGACGGUGAUGUUAGUUUGGAACUCGUUAGCCGCGUGCAAAGCCAACAGCCAGCAACAGGUGUCGAAAAUCAAUCGGUCCAGCAGCAAGGCUUCUCAAUCUCACCCGUCCGGCCACUGAUUCCACCCCGACCGGUGCUGGCGGCCGGUAGUUUGGUUCAAACAGGAAACGAAGGCCAGCGAGUGAAUGUCUUUGACGACUAUUCCUUGGAGGACAACGACGACGACGACGACGACUUUUUCCUGGAAGAUCAGUUCGACAAUGUUGACGGAUUCCGUCUACUGGCCAGCGACUUUUUCGCACAGUCGCCCGGCAACGGAUUCCCGGUUGAAAGGAGCGUCGAAAAUCAGGGCGAAACCGACCAAAAAGAUAUGCAGGAUCGCGCCGAGGAGGAUAAUUUAGCCGAGCCCGUCAGUCUGGACGAUUCCGACUUCCAUGUUCCAUCAGCAGAGUCGGACGAUUGGUUCCUGGUCAAGCAGUACAUGGAUCACGACUAUUCCUCCGAGGAAUUGGAAGGCGAAUUGGCCAAGGAAUAUUUCUGGCAGCCAGUCAAAGACGCCAGCAAGAAGGUCAAGACGGACCAAGAUAAAAUGGCCGAAUUGAAACCAGCCCGAUCCUAAUCAUUUAAUCCUAUACGCCAUAAAACAGACCCCCGCUAACUAAAUUUUUGAGACCGAGAUCAAAUAUUAUUUCCCCCGAGAUGAGUGACGUAAUUUAAAAACAAAAGAAUUCAGUGUUGUCUCUUUGUAAUAAUAAUAAUAAUAAACCGAUUACUAUUUUUCUCC
Daphnia pulex (common water flea) is the source of this 2444-nucleotide messenger RNA. RefSeq lists its product as uncharacterized. NCBI's taxonomy places the organism in Eukaryota, Metazoa, Arthropoda, Branchiopoda, Diplostraca, Daphniidae. The transcript is spliced from 2 exons. The coding region runs from base 96 to 2279 and encodes 727 amino acids. The record is from RefSeq and is a predicted model, not a curated record.